This is a messenger RNA of Coniophora puteana RWD-64-598 SS2, 2737 nucleotides long. RefSeq lists its product as uncharacterized. NCBI's taxonomy places the organism in Eukaryota, Fungi, Basidiomycota, Agaricomycetes, Boletales, Coniophoraceae. Bases 118 to 2319 code for a protein of 733 amino acids. The transcript is spliced from 5 exons. The record is from RefSeq and is a predicted model, not a curated record.
CGCGUCGCCACUUUGGUAUAUAUUCGGGCCCCCGCCGCCCUCCUCUCUUUCCUCUUAUCCACAUCAGCAAUACCAGAAACACAGACACAAAUCACAACGCACACCACAUUUUACACGAUGAUCGCCAUUCACGACGACCAUCAAAUCGUUCCGGACGGCCCCCCGCGUCGCGCGAACCACCAGUCGCCCCCUGCUAAGGCGCCGACUGCUCUCGCUGGCAAGGACAACCCUCUCCGCUACAUGGCCGCCAAGAAAGCCAACGCGGGGAGGAACUCCCUCAAGGAGCUAUUCAGCGAGGGCGAAGACGCAGCCGAAGGCGAGGACGAUGGGGCCAAGGCGAACAGACAUUCGACGGCGUUCCCUGGCGAAAACGACGACGCGCCGAAGGUCAACAACGGUGUCGACGUCAAGAAAGUCGAGGACUUCCUCAAGAGCAUCCUCGACGAUGUUGCUCUCAAUGGCAAGACCGCUGUUCAGCGGGAUGCGGACAUUGUUCCCGCCGACUCCCUCUCUGAUUUCGAGGACCUACCCGAGACGACCACUGGCGAUGUCCACAAGGCCGGUCCAGCCUUCGAGGACUCAGCGCCGGCGAUCGCAACGUGCGAUGCCGGCUGCUACUCUCCAAUCCUCCCGCCGCGCCGGCUCGAAAAUAUACACGAGGCCCCGACCGCUCGUGAUACCCACAGUACCAGCCAAGCCACUGAGGCCCCAGCACCGGUGAUCCCGACGUGCGAGGCCGGUUGCUACUCACCGACUUUCCCGGCAUACGAAGGGGAAGGUCUGAUCGAGGUGGGCUACCAAUGUGAGGUCCUCGAAUAUCUAGGAGACGUCGACGAGGAGAUGGAUCUCAGCACGCCCGUUCUCGACAUGGAGAUAGGAAAAGGGAUGGCGACGACGAACAGUGCAAUGGACAUCGUCCUCGACCUUGAGCAUGGCGCUCUCACUGCUCCCCUUCAAUAUGUCGCGAACUCCAGCCUUGGUGCCCGCGAUCAAGAAAUGUCAUACUCAACUCUUGACAGUCGCUUUCAGCUCGACGGGGACGAUAACGGCACUCCACGCCUCGCCUCUAGCCCGACCAUGGAUAACAUGUCAGCUUUAUUUGCUACUCUCGCCAUUCACGACCAUCUCGGCGUCGGAUCCCCAAUAGAAAUAGUCUCUAUCUGCGGUAUCAAGCAUCCGCUCUGUGGAGGGCUGCGAGGCACAGACAUCGAGAUGCCUCCGUCGAAGCGCCAGCAACUCAUCAUCCGCCUUCGUCGUUCAAGAUUCGACGCCCGCCUGGAGAAGCUGCGGCAGCAGAAGCGCAUACCCACAUUCUCUCGCGAUCCCUCGGAGCUCGCCUCACUCCUCCCUGGUCUUCCACCUGCGGCCCUCGUUAUUAAGGCAUUCGCGCUACCACCGGCUUCACCGACAGCACAAGCAUUCUCCCCAGAAGACACCUUCGUCGACACGUCUACGUCAACGCCAGCACACGUUCCAAUCACUGAGCCGCUGCCAGUCCUGCACGCCGCUCCCGAUCCCACUUCCGAACGCUUUGCGGACGUCGCCAUCGAAGCACAAUCAUCAGCACAUGCUCCAUCCCCUGCGCUGCCUUUGGUAGUUCUUCCCGUCGCUGUGCCGGUCGUCUGUUCCUCGACAACUGAUGCCUUCGCUGCCGUCCCUGAGUGUCUGCGCUACCGCGAGCCACCCAAGCGCGAGAACGGGCGCCGAUCCAGCGCACGCGACGCGCUCGCACAGGCCAAGGCGGACCGGAAAGCCCGCAAGGCCGCCACCGCCACUUCCACCGCCGAAAAGGAGAACGAGGAUCCAGCCAUCGCCGACCUCAUUCGCAUGUUCAUGUCCGAAUCUACGCCCACGGAGGAGGAUCGGACAACGGUCGACACUCGCCACCGUUCGCGUGCUGCUCCUAGACAUGCGCCGUACUCGAGACCCGAGAACAAGGAUGAGGACGAGAAGGCGGAAUCGGUGACGCCGUUGCCGUCGCCGCCAGCGUGGCUCGCCAAUAAGGUUCUUGGGAUGUUCAAGAAGUUCAGCGGGCAAUGCAUGGACGUCGACAAGAGCCGGGAGGAGGCACCGAAGGCGGACGAAGAGAGGAUGGAGGAUGAGAAUGAGGAGGACGAUGAAGAGGAGGAGAUGGAGGGCGACGAUGAGUGUGACGAGGAGGAGAUGGACGACGACGAAGAAGAAGAGGAGGAGGAGAACGAGGGGGGCGAUGAAGGUAACGACGGCACAGAGGACCACGAAGUACAGCUGGAUGAAGGCGAGGCUCCUGCCUUCUCCGAUCACGAAAGCGAUUCCGAAUCCGACGCUGCCGCCCGCUAGAAGAUCUAUAACGACGAAGAAAAUCUAACGACACCAAACGGCGAAGAAAACCGGACGAAAAUUAGUAAUGAACAUAUACCCUGCAUCAUAUACCCCACAGCACCACACGAUUGCCAUCGACCACUAUCACUUGCAUACUCGGAUACCUCCAUCACGACUAUACCCCAACCGGACGACAUUCUUUCAGAUUUUCAACGCUGCAUAUAGACUCAACCAUCACUGCACUACUGCAUCACGACACGAUAUCCUCUCGACUUCCAUUCCUUUGCAUGCCCUAUCUUGUACCACCACUGCGCCCCGGACGCCGACGAGACACCCUCCGCCACUGCAUAUAUCAUCAUUGUACUCUAGGAUCUCAUCCCGAUACCCACCGGAUACCCCCUCUGUCUACGCUCCUUUGCUCCACGCAUAUACCUGC